This is a messenger RNA of Mytilus trossulus (common blue mussel), 2126 nucleotides long. RefSeq lists its product as uncharacterized. The coding region runs from base 468 to 2108 and encodes 546 amino acids. Gene Ontology annotation, molecular function: G protein-coupled receptor activity. Lineage: Eukaryota; Metazoa; Mollusca; Bivalvia; Mytilida; Mytilidae. The transcript has 3 exons. Gene Ontology annotation, cellular component: membrane. Gene Ontology annotation, biological process: G protein-coupled receptor signaling pathway. The record is from RefSeq and is a predicted model, not a curated record.
AUUCUGUUCAAUGUGUAUUGGGACAUUUAAGUCAUUGUAAUACAUUAAAUGAAUGUGGGUGUACGGAUAAUCAUAACAUUUGUACUUGGGUUGUAAUUAACAUUGAAGGUUUGAAGACAGAGACAAUGCUUUCAAUCAGAAGUAUCCAAACCCACGUUAACAGUUACUGUAUAUAACAGACAUGGAAUUCGUAACGAUGGAACUUAAAAUGCAAAGGAUAUAUUUCUAAAUAUGUAAAUAUUGAUACUGUGGAGUAUAUUAAUAUGAAUUAUGUCAAUCAGCAACACUUUGAUAGGAAGACUUGAAACAACGUAACCCGGCCAUUCCAGUCGUUUUUUCCCGACUCAUUGCCGAUCGCUACUAUAUGCCACUAACAGGCGCAAAAUUAUUCUAGUUAGGGAAGGACGUACUUGUUUUUAAGCUUGAAAUUCAGAAAUUUUGAAUUUUCUAAAGUGAAUGAAGAUACAAUGUCACAGAAUACAACAACGAGCUAUGCGUUGGAGACCCUCAAUGAUGACAUGGCGCAUCGAUUACUUCCGGUUAUAAUUAUUGUUGGAAUAUAUAUGAUUCUUGGUUUGUUCGGAAAUCCUCUAGUCGCAAUAUAUUAUGGAUUAUAUGCGAAGAACACACCUUCUCAUCAUUUUAUUCUGUCUCUAUCUAUAUUGGAUUUAGUCAUGUGUUGUGUUGAUAUGCCAUUAGAAAUAGUCGAUCUCCGCCAUUAUUAUAAUUUUGAAAGUGUUGCAGCGUGUAAAUGUCUGCGAUUCAUCAGUUAUUUUUGCAGUAUUGCGUCAGGUUGCAUUUUAUUGGCUAUUGCUACCGAUCGUUACCGAAAGAUAUGCCAACCGUUUAAAAAGCAGAUUACAUUAAAAAUGACUAAAAUUAUGAUAGGAAGUGCUUGUUUGUUUUCUUUGUUUGUGUCGUGGCCGAGUUUGGUGUUUUAUACAGUAGUCAGGGUAAACGUCACAAGAGUUCCGGCAUUAGAAGGUUUUGAUUGUACUUUGUUGAAAGAUGACGAGUACACCGCAUUAGUGACUGCUUAUAACAUAUUUCAAUUCGUGUGUUUCAUUUUCGCUAUCACUAGUCUUACUGUUUUGUACACUUUAAUUGGAAGAAAACUAUAUCAACUGCGGAGUUUUAAAUUCUAUGCGACACAGAAUACUGCUAGGAGUGAUAAAGGUCAACACAGCUCCUCGUAUACAAGUUACAGUGAUAAUGAAACACCGCGUUCGACGAAUCUACACCGUUUAUCAUCCCACAUGAUCGAAAUUCCGGACGAAAUUGAUGACAAGCCGCUAGCGACAAUAAAAGUAUUAAGCAGCGGAAGUAGCUAUUACAAUAAAAGUAGACCCACUUCGGCUUCGUCUGGAUAUAAAUCCGCAUCGUUUAGUUCUAGAGGGUCAAAGAUUCAUCCAGAAAGAAAAGAAAACGAAGAAUCAUCUUUAUCCGAAGCAAGAAUAUCUCGAACAAAAUCAGAUGUAACACCAAAACGGACAAAGUCUGACGUUACUAAUGGCGUCAUAAAAGGUGUAUCAAUAAGUAGUAUAGAAAUUCCGGAACGAUUACGGUAUAAUGGAUCUGUAAAAUACGCAUUUUCAGAGAGAUCCAUUAUGAGUAAAUUUGGAUCUUCAAUAUCGAAAGUGUCGCAUUUAACUGAGUAUGAUGAUGCUUAUUUUACACCCGAAAAUCAAUCUGAGACUCGGGACGCAAACCCAGUUGGAGAUAUUGAUGACAGCGGGAAAAAAUUAAAGGCACAAAAUAUACGCACGACAAAAUAUACUGUCAUUAUGUUGUCAAUUACCAUAACAUUUGUGCUGACUUAUCUCCCAUACCUCGGUCUAAUUACAUGGCGGACAUUGGAAGAAGACAGACUUUCAGAAAUCAUGACGAAAUCAGAACUUGUCGCCCUUGAGUUAUUUCUGCGGUCAUUUUUGAUCAGCAGUAUAGCGAAUCCUUUUAUAUACGGAUUUCUCAAUACUGGUUUUAGGAACUUCGUGAAAAGUGUAUUUAAAAAGAGCUGUUGGUGCUGUCCAUGUUUCAAAGAGAAGGUGAACAGAUUCUCAGAAACCGACCAUUCGUAUUCAAAUGAAGCAACAAAUAAGACUACGUAGUAUCUUAGGAAAGACAAC